GCACAACACCGGCAUGUGGCUCGUCAAGGUUACAAGUAGCAGUGAGGAAGAAGACAACAUUAUAGGCCCAAUGCCAGCCAAAGGACCAGUGGAGUCUGAUGUGACUAAAGAAUUUGAACGCAGAGCUCAGAGAAUGAAGGAAAAACUUACUUCAGCAGACAGUCAAGUUCCCAGGGAAUCAUGGAUGACAGAACUUCAACCUGAAUUGAAAAACUUUGGAUUUGGCCCAAGAACAUUCAGAAGAGCUGAUGACAAAUCAGGCAUUGGAUCUAUUUGGACAGAUACUGUAGCAGACAGAGAGAAGAGCCAAGCAGUGAGGAAGAAGACCACCUUAUCUAAAGAUAGUGAAGAAACUAUAUUACCUGGAAGAGAUAAAGUUGCCGAGCAGGUGACUUCCAACAGUGAGUCCAAGAGAUCAGAAUCUCUCCUGGACAUGCAUCAGAAAAAGCUGAAGAGCAAAGCAUCUGAAGAAAAGGCCAAACCUCAGGAGAGAAGGCCGUUUGACCGAGAGCAGGAUCUCAAAGUCGAUCAUGACGAAGCACAAAAACAUCUCUUGUAUUUGGAUCUCUUGAUUUUUCUUAUUAAAUUUGAGUAUAGUGAAGGCAACAUGUUUUUGUAAGAUAAAGGCAUGAAGCUCUUUGGAAGUCAACUAAAAUUUAAAUACUUAUUUUUUAAAGUAUUUUUCUGUAAAUAUUUAUAUGCAGAGUAAAUAUCCUGAUGUUUAACUAACAUACUGUACUAUGGAGGAUCAUCUGUACUAAAGCUAAGCUGAUAAAGAUACAGAUUAAAGUUU
Molecule: messenger RNA, 793 nt
Organism: Oxyura jamaicensis (ruddy duck)
Lineage: Eukaryota; Metazoa; Chordata; Aves; Anseriformes; Anatidae
Product: GPALPP motifs-containing protein 1-like
Source: RefSeq, a predicted model, not a curated record